Molecule: messenger RNA, 1025 nt
Organism: Lingula anatina
Lineage: Eukaryota; Metazoa; Brachiopoda; Lingulata; Lingulida; Lingulidae
Source: RefSeq, a predicted model, not a curated record
GAUCGUUUUGAACGCUUUGCUUCUAGUCAGCAGUGGCCAAAAGAGAGUUGGUCAGUGAGUCUAAGCCCAUUGUUAACUGGUAAAGGUCUGCAGGCGUAUUCUAGUAUGCCAGCCGAGGAAGCUAAUAACUAUGACAACUUGAAAGUAGCCUUGUUGAAGAGAUAUAUUGUUGCUAGGAUGAAGAGAUAUUAUCAAAGAUGGAAAGAACUCUCAGAAGUUGAAGAUACAGUAGAAAGCCUCAAUGACCUCAUCAUACGAGAGCAAUUCAUGUCGACAUGCUCCAAUGAACUGUCAGUGUUCUUAAAAGAAAGGAAGCCAAGGACUGUUGAUGAGAUGACCAGGUUAGCAGAGCAAUACCUUGAGGCACACAGUGGGUCCCCAGUCAAGGGGAGGAAUAAUUUCAGAGUUGAAGCCUUUAAGGGAUCAGAUAAUGUGGGUGCAGAUUACCUCAGUAGGUUGUGUUAAAUAUGAUGUUUGUGCUAGAUGUUAUAUAAAGUUUCACAUUUGUAAGUGAAGAAGUGGUCAAGUUGUUUCAAGAGUUCCAUUGUAGUUAUUAAGUUUAUUAUAGAGUAAGAGUUCAUGUUAAACUAAAGUAGUUAAGUAGUUAAGCUGUUUACUGUUAUUAGUUAAGAUUCUUUAAAAGUGUUAAACAGUUAAGAGGUUGUCGUCAGACUAAUUAAUGUGUUGGUUGUGUAGAUGAACAUGUUGACGUUUUAUAUAAGUUGUAAAAGGGUUAUUACCGUGUUUGUAACCUCAACCAUUUAUUAAUUGAAAAACAGUAAAUGUUUUUCUUAGUAGGGGGUAGUUGUCAGAGAAUUAAGCUCUCCUGGGUGGGGAGAUCGGAACUGGGAAGAGAGAGGAGAGUCGGGGCCAUGCGGUGCGUUACUGUUUCAGACAGAGUGUGGAAGCGUUUUAAGCGCUGGACGUUGUAAUUAGUAGAUUCAUUGUUGGAAUAGACUGUGUUGAUGUUCCGUGGACUGCACUGAAUGCUUUGAUGCCAUAAAUGCACCAAGUUACGGCGUAAA